Acromyrmex echinatior (Panamanian leafcutter ant) is the source of this 1998-nucleotide messenger RNA. RefSeq lists its product as uncharacterized. NCBI's taxonomy places the organism in Eukaryota, Metazoa, Arthropoda, Insecta, Hymenoptera, Formicidae. The record is from RefSeq and is a predicted model, not a curated record.
GAGACGCGACGAAUGGCGCCUGGCAGCAUGGGCCGCGUUCUCUUCCCUGAUCCUCCCGAUGCUCGAGCUGCGUUUUGCCGCGCUAACGAGGAAACAGACAAGCCGUUCAAGUUACAGUCACAAGUACGUGACACGCAUGAUGGAGAAGGCCGUAGCAAACUCUUCAUUGCAAAGCAAGAUUGGAGACAAUAAUCAUCAGACAGAUAAAAAAGAUUUAAAUUCGACAUUGCAUGGUAAUGAAGCUCCUGCUAUGCAACAGCAGGCACAGUUUACGUGUUCUCUAUACAUUUCGCGUGCUGGCGGCUUUCAAGAACAAAGUCACAGGGUCCAAGAUUGCGAACUGCUGCGAACUCAUCUCGAAGAAGCUAUAGCGACUUCCGAACCGCUGUCGAUGUGGCGUGUCUCUGAGACUCCAUGUGGUCUUAUAGCUGCUUUCAUACGAGAAAACGAUGCCGAGAAACUCUUGCAACGCGGCGACUUAGCUCGAGUGUUUGGAGGACCAGUGCAAGUAGCACGAUUUUCGGCAAGAGAUUCCCGAUAUCGUCAAGCCGUGCUUCUGAGAGACGUGCCAUGGGCUAUACCGCUGCAGGAUAUAAAUUCGGCUCUGGCAAAGCAAGGAAUUGUCGCAGGAAAUGUUGAACGUUCUCGACAAUUCGUUCGAGUAGAAGUUUUUGAUGCAAGUCAUUACGAAGCUUUGUUACGUCAAGGACUGGACUUUUUCGAAGUGGCUCGUUUUAAUGCUAUUCCAGAACGCUGGUGGCGAGGCACCGCGUGCUCGUCCGGUAUACCCUCACGAUAUGCAAACGAUGGAAACAAUAUCCCACAAGCAUAUCAAGAAAAUAUAUCGCAAACGGAUAAUGUAUUGCAAUGCUACCGAUGUCAGGGUUUCUGGCACGUAGCCGCUAAUUGCCGACAUUUGCCUCGCUGCGUCCGCUGCGGCGAACCACACAGCGUUGAAUUUUGUCCAAGGCCGCGGAAUAAUCCUAUAUGUUGCCAUUGCUCCGGGCCCCACCACGCCGGAUAUAGACAGUGCCCAGUCAGAUUGCAGCUGUCUAAUGCGACUCCCGUGAGCAUUACGUUGAGCACGAGUGGGGUUCAAUAUCCAGCGAGCGCUACAAAUAAAUCGAAUCCCUCGUGCCAUUCUCUGAGACAAGGACACUGUUAAACAACGUCAUUUACAGAGUUAUGCGGAGUCUACAACAGAAGUUCUAACGGUCGUAAGGUCUUAAGUCUUAGAAAAUUGAACAAUCACAGUCGAAUAUGAGAAGAAUAAUUAAGUGUGAUUGAUACAUUUUUUACGAUUUAAGACCGCUACGACUUCUAUUGUAGACCCCGCAUAAAAGCAUAGAGAAGUAUUGGUCUUAUUAGCAUCCUUUUCGAAAUGUCAAUGAAAGCGCAUAACAUCUCUACAUUGCAUAACGAUCUAUUAUGAUUCACGAGUGAAAUUUAGAGAUUUACAGUGCCUUUCUAUAAAAUGUGGAAAUCGUCGGCAUCGUCAUUGCGUACAAUAAAAAUGCUCUUCUAUAGAGACACGCUAUCUCGACCGCAAAAAAUUUGCACAGCAUAUAUUUACAUAAUAUAUAAACAAGAUACAUUUUUUAUGAUUUUCAUUUUUAAGACGCUGUCGCUUUUUCAGACACUAUUGUGUCUUAUUCGUGUCAUUUUUUUAGACUUUUAUGCAAAAUAUAUUGUUUUUAUCAAAUGUCUUUUGACGAGUCGUUUGUUUAUGAUCAUGAAGAAAUCCGAUAAAAUGCAGUUUGCUUCUCUUUUUUCCAAGUUUGUAGGAUUUUGCAAACUUGCAGUUACAACUACCCGUAUUCCGCCGUUUCGUCCCACUUUCUUCGCCCUAGUCCUGCGAAUGUAGGUCUCCCCACUAAGUGUCUGUUACUGCUACCACCAGGUAAUACUUCGAGAUCGUGGGAGGGAGUUGUACGCGAAUGUCAUACUAGCGCUAACACAUUCAGUCGUUCGAUCGGCUAGUUCGGUUUGUUCAACUAA